Gavia stellata (red-throated loon) is the source of this 1458-nucleotide messenger RNA. Its product is annotated as ubiquitin carboxyl-terminal hydrolase 42-like. Bases 1 to 1458 code for a protein of 485 amino acids. NCBI's taxonomy places the organism in Eukaryota, Metazoa, Chordata, Aves, Gaviiformes, Gaviidae. Gene Ontology annotation, cellular component: nucleus; cytosol. The record is from RefSeq and is a predicted model, not a curated record. Gene Ontology annotation, biological process: protein deubiquitination; regulation of apoptotic process. Gene Ontology annotation, molecular function: cysteine-type deubiquitinase activity; cysteine-type endopeptidase activity. The transcript has 11 exons.
AUGGCUCCACCAGAAAGGAUCCUCUUUCCCCCGGAGAAGAUUUGCAUGGACUGGCAGCAACGACAGGGAGCUGGAGCGGGACUCCUCAACCUGGGCAAUACGUGCUUCCUCAACUCUGUCCUGCAGUGCCUGACGUACACAGCCCCUCUGGCCAACUACCUGCUCUCUCGUGAGCACAGCCGGUCGUGUCGUCAGGCAGGCUUCUGCAUGAUGUGCGUAAUGGAAGCGCACGUUAACAAGGUCCUGUGUUCCUCAGUCAGUGCCAUCCAGCCUAGCGCUGUCAUCAGAGACCAUUUCCAGCUUGGCAUGCAGGAAGACGCCCACGAGUUCUUACGCUAUACUGUCGAUGCCAUGCAGAGAGCUUGCCUGAGUGGCAGCAGCGACUUGGACAUCUCUUCUCAAGCAACUACCGUCGUCCAUCAAAUAUUUGGGGGCUUUCUGAGAUCCAGAGUCACGUGCUUGAGCUGCAAAGCGGUUUCCGAUUCCUACGAGGCCUUCCUGGAUAUUCCUUUGGCUAUAAAAGCAGCCUCAUCUGUCACGGAAGCUCUGGAGGACUUUGUGAAACCUGAGCAGCUGGAUGGCGAAAGCUGCUUUAGAUGUAGCAAGUGUGACAAGAUGGUUGCUGCCUCCAAGAGGUUUACAGUCCAUUGUGCGCCCAGGGUUCUCACGGUGUGUCUGAAAAGGUUUGAAGAUUUCACCGGCGGGAAGAUCAGCAAGAUUGUGGAGUAUCCCGAGUACUUGGAUCUUCGGCCAUACACAUCUCAGACAGCUGGAGAACCGCUCCUCUAUGCCUUAUAUGCUGUCCUGGUGCAUAGCGGUGGCAGCUGUAAUGCAGGACACUAUUUCUGCUACAUAAAGGCCAGCAAUGGACUGUGGUAUGAGAUGAACGAUACGUCUGUGGAUGGUUGUGGCAUCGACACGGUUCUCAGGCAGCAAGCCUAUUUACUGUUUUAUGUCAGGCGCUCUGAUUUGAAAAUUGGAGAAGGGGCUUCUUCCUCGCCGGCACCACCACGUGCCCGUUCCUCCCUCAGUUGGUGGUGGGCUGGCAGCAAGCAGCUGGCUUCUGUGGGAGCACAGGGUCUGCCUCAUCAGACUAAGGACAUGCCAGUGGGCAUGGAGGACUCUCCAGCGAACAGCAGCUCCUCCGCAACAGCCGGUGCCAGCCACCUGAUGUGGGCAGGUGCCCGGGAGGCAUCUGCAGGCUGGCUGUGGCCCUUCUGGCCAGGCAGGCUCAGCAUCGCCUCCUACGUGGGCUUCUGCUUGCAUCGCUUCUCCUGCGCCUGUAUAAGGCUGGUGUCCAGAAGGAAAGCUGCGUGCCCAGUCUGCUGUCAACCGUUUGACCGUGCGCUGCGCACCGUGCGAGAAGACCGCAACAAAGAGGAGCACGGUUUCAGCCCCUCUUCCCGCUGCCAGAGGCAUGGUGCCAGGGAGAGGGCCCGCAGCAGAUCCCCGCAGUGA